Messenger RNA from Python bivittatus (Burmese python), 1632 nucleotides. Lineage: Eukaryota; Metazoa; Chordata; Lepidosauria; Squamata; Pythonidae. The record is from RefSeq and is a predicted model, not a curated record.
CAUCCUCUUCUGCUUGUCAGUUUCACCCAUGUCAUCCGAGGAAAGCGAGGAGAACCACGUGGCGCCUGAUGGCAAAGCGUUGGAGCAGCAGAACGUGAUCAGUCGGGUCGCCAGCCUUCCGCUGGUGAGCUCCACCUGCCAGAUGGUCUCCUCGGCCUACGCCACCACCAAGGAGACACAUCCCUACCUGAAGUCCGUCUGCGAUGUGGCGGAGAAAGGCGUGAAGACCCUCACGGCAGCAGCCCUGUGCGGUGCCCAGCCUCUCGUGACCAGACUGGAGCCUCAGAUUGCAACAGCCAGUGUGUAUGCAUGCAAGGGGUUGGAUAAACUGGAGGAGAAGCUUCCCAUUCUGCAGCAGCCGUCUGAGAAGGUUGUAGCAGACACCAAAGAAUUAGUGUCCAGCAAAGUCACCGGAGCCCGAGAUGCCGUUUCCAGCACCGUCAGUGGGGCAAAGGAUGCUGUGUCCAGUGGAGUGAGCGAGGUGGUGGACAUGGCCAAGGGGGCUGUCCAGGGCAGCAUGGAGUUGACUCGGUCAGUCGUGGCAGGUGGUGUGAACACCGUUAUGGGGUCCAGAGUGGGCGAGAUGGUUGUCACCAGUAUGGAUACAAUGCUGGGGAAGUCCGAAGAAUUGGUGGACUACUAUCUUCCGAUGACGGAUCAAGAGCUCGCUGAACUGGCCACCUCGGUGGAGGGCUUCGAAAUAGCCACGGUGGAGCAGCAGAAGGAGCAGAAGAGCUACUUCGUGCGCCUGGGAUCCUUGUCGAGUAAGGUUCGCCACCGGGCCUUCCAGCACUCCCUGGCCAAGUUGAAAAGCGCCAAGCGGGGCACCCAUGAUGCCCUCUCCCAGCUCCACCAGACCUUAGUACUGAUUGAACACGUCAAACAGGGGGUGGACCAGACCCUGCAGAAUGGCCAGGAGAAGCUCCAUCAGAUGUGGGUGGUGUGGACCCAGAAGCAUCCUGGGGACCACAAGCAGUUGGACUCCUCAGUGCAGCCAGAGGUCGAGUCCCGGACGCUGUCCAUGUUUCGUGGACUGAUCCAACAGGUGCAGCUUUCCUACUUAACCUUGGUGUCCCACCUGCAAGGCCUCCCUACCAGCAUCCAAGACAAAGCCAAGCUAGUCUGGCAAACCGUGGAAAGUCUCCAUUCGUCCUUCUCGACAGCCCAUUCCUUCCAGGAGGUGCCCACCGCAGUCUUGGCUCAGAGCUGCAGCCGGAUCAACAAGGCCCGGGGCUCGGUGGACGAGAUAGUGGACUACGUGGUACAAAACGUUCCUCUCCCGUGGGUGGUGGGGCCUUUUGCUCCCAACUUGGUGGAAGUCCCUUACGCAUGCAGCAUCAAUUGCAUGGAGGAAUGGGAAGGCCGCCGACGCCAGUUCAUGGCAGAGCCCAGGAAGGAAGGAAGGAAGCAGAAGGAAGAUCCUUAGAGCAUUGAAGGACACGAGGUUCAAGAACGGCUCCCACGAACUCUUAGAGUUGUCUUGCAAAAGGCUGGAGAGAUGAAAGACCAGGGUUCGAGCAGAGCCACAGCACCCAGACAACACCACGAACACAGAUUUCAGAUUAAUUGCCUUAUCUGCUCUCCAUUGUGCCUUUCAGAACUGUGUUUUUCAGCCUUGACUGCUUUAAGACG